Molecule: messenger RNA, 3638 nt
Organism: Trifolium pratense (red clover)
Lineage: Eukaryota; Viridiplantae; Streptophyta; Magnoliopsida; Fabales; Fabaceae
Product: pentatricopeptide repeat-containing protein At4g08210
Exons: 3
Coding region: 142-2211 (689 amino acids)
Biological process (GO): RNA modification
Cellular component (GO): intracellular membrane-bounded organelle
Molecular function (GO): RNA binding; protein binding
Source: RefSeq, a predicted model, not a curated record
CUAAAAUUAUUUCUGGUAAGUGGUAAAUUUUACCGUCAACAAUAUUAAUUUGGUUGAACUUGUUCUGAUUAAUCUUCUUUUUCUUCCUCAGUCUUAGCAUUGCUCUCAUAGUUUGCUAAUCCAACUCAUAAUGAAUCAACAAUGGAUUUUAACCAAAUCCAAUUAGCUUUGCGUUGUUGCAUUCGCUUUCGAUCAAUUAAAAAUGCCAAAUCACUCCAUUCUUACAUAAUUAAAUCCGGUCAUUUUAAUCAAGUUUUUCUCUUAAACAACAUGAUCUCUGUUUAUGCAAAGUGUUACAGUUUCAAUGAUGCACGUAACCUAUUCGACGAAAUGCCUCAUAGGAACAUAGUUUCUUGGACAACAAUGGUCUCUGCAUUCACCAAUUCCGGCAUGCCCCAUGAAGCUCUUAAGCUCUACAACGAGAUGCUGGAAUCCAAAACUGAACAACCUAAUCAGUUUUUGUAUUCUGCGGUUCUCAAAGCGUGUGGUCUCGCGGGAAAUGUUGAAUUGGGCAAGUUGGUUCAUGACCAUAUAUGUCAAUCUAAGUUAGAUGUUGAUAUUGUUUUGAUGAAUGCCCUUUUGGAUAUGUACGUCAAAUGUGGGAGCUUGAUGGAUGCUCAACGACUUUUCUACGAAAUCCCGUUUAAAAAUGCUACUUCAUGGAACACCCUCAUUUUGGGUCAUGCUAAACAAGGCUUGAUUGGUGAUGCGAUGAAACUGUUUGAUAAAAUGGCAGAACCGGAUAUUAUAUCUUGGAAUAGCAUCAUUGCUGGCCUUGUAGAUCAUGCUAGUGCCCAUGCGUUGCAAUUUGUUUCUAUGAUGCAUGUGAAGGGUCUUAAGUUGGAUGAAUUCACAUUCCCGAAUGCCCUCAAAGCUUGCGGUCUUGGUGAUGAGUUAAUGUUAGGGAGAGAGAUUCAUUGUUAUAUUAUUAAGUCGGGUUUUGAGUCUAGCUGUUAUUGUAUAUCAGCAUUGAUUGAUAUGUAUUCGAAUUGCAAGCUAUUGGGUGAAGCAAUUAAGAUUUUUGAUCAAUUCUUCAGGAACUCUCCUGUUUCUGAAAGCUUGGCGCUUUGGAAUUCUAUGCUUUCUGGGUAUCUUGCUAGUGGAGAUUAUGUUGAGGCUCUCAGUUUGAUUGCUCAUAUGCAUCAUGCUGGUGUACAUUUUGAUUUUUAUACCUUUAGUACUGUUUUAAAGAUCUGCAUCUACUUCCAAAACUCGUGUUUGGCAUCUCAAGUGCACGGUUUGGUUAUCACUAGUGGCUAUGAGUUAGAUUGUGUUAUUGGGAGCAUUCUUAUUGAUUUAUAUGCAAAACAGGGCAAUAUUAACAAUGCAUUAAGAUUGUUUGAGAGGUUACCAGAUAAAGAUGUUGUGGCUUGGUCUAGUUUGAUUGCUGGUUGUGCUAGAUUCGGUUCAGAUAAGUUAGCCUUUUCUCUUUUCAUGGAUAUGAUUCAUUUGGGUCUUCAGAUUGACCAUUUUGUUAUUUCAAUUGUUCUAAAAGCUUGUUCAAGUUUGGCAUCUCAUCAACGUGGCAAGCAAGUUCAUGCUUUGUGUCUUAAGAAGGGGUAUGAAGCAGAGAGAGUAAUUACAACUGCUCUAAUUGAUAUGUAUGCAAAGUGUGGUGACAUCGACGAUGCCUUAGCUUUGUUUGGUUGUCUUUCAGAAAUUGAUACCAUGAGUUGGACAAGUAUUAUUGUGGGAUGUGCACACAAUGGAAGAGCAGAUGAGGCCAUUAGUCUUCUGCAUAAGAUGAUAGAAUCUGAUACAAAGCCAAACAAAAUCACCAUUCUAGGUGUUCUUACUGCUUGUAGGCAUGCUGGCCUAGUUGAAGAGGCAUGGGCUGUGUUUAAUUCUAUUGAAACAAAACAUGGAUUGAUACCAUGCCCAGAACACUACAAUUGUAUGGUUGAUAUACUUGGUCAAGCAGGGCGUUUUGAAGAAGCAGGAAAAUUGAUUAGUGAAAUGCCAUUUAAGCCGGACAGAACUAUAUGGUCUUCAUUGCUUGGUGCCUGUGGAACUUACAAGAACCGACAUCUGGCAAAUAUUGUUGCUGAGCAUCUCCUUGCUGCCUCGCCAGAAGAUGUUUCUGUAUACACAAUGCUGUCAAAUGUUUAUGCAGCUCUUGGAAUGUGGGACAGUUUAAGCAAAGUCAGAGAAGCUGUCAAAAAAGUAGGCAAAAAAGAAGCUGGAAAAAGCUGGAUUGAGAUCUCAAGUUGAGAAUGCUGGUUUGGGGCAUAAUUAAUCCUUAUACAUAAGAUAUUUCCAGAUGGGUCGCUGAUUAUUCUAGCUUAUAAGGAAUGGCAUAUGAUAAUGAUUGAACCCUGAGUUCUGAAGGGCAGAAGUAUUUACGGUAAAAGUUCAAUUACAAGUUUAAAGCACAGAAGUAUCGAAUUUAAACAACUUUUAGAUGGAAGAUACUACACUGAAGAACAUACGAUUAAGAUUAAUGUGCAAUGAAUGACUGCUAUUGCCAUGAGGUUUCACAUAUACGUUGAUUGAAGCUGUUCUGACUUCUGAUGAGUACUUUUCUAGUAGACAUAUACAUCAAAUGAGUUUUCAGUUUUCUAUGAUACUGUGUAAAGGUUCUGAUAUGAGAAUGGUCUCGUCUGUAUCAGGUUCUACUUCAUGGAAUACCUUCAUUCUGGGACAUGCUAAACAAGGCUUGAAUGGUAGUGUGCUGAAACUGAUUUAUCAAAUACUGGAACCAGAUUUUGUAUCUCGGAACAGCAUGGUUGCUGGUCUUGCGGAUAAUGCUAGUCCACAUGAAUUACAAUUUGUUUCAUGAUGCACAUGAAAGGGCCUAAAACUUGCCUGAUGAGCUUGUUCAAUCUCAAUGCAGCAGUUCAAUCCGAAAAGCAUGUGAUACAUACAUGCUAUUGCCAUGAGGUUUCAAUUUCACAUAUCAAAUUUUUGCAUCAUCCUACAAAAGUUAAAGAGCCACAAAUUGUUAAGCGCACGUCAAGUCUGAAGCCACAAUUUGUAGCUUCGAAGGAACCAUGCAAAAAAGACACCGGGAUGCAAGAAUUUUGGCAGUCGAUGCAAUUCCAAUCGCACGUGAACUCGAAUUUGGUCAAAAUCAGAGAAAUCAUCAGGUCUCAGCUCAUCUUUUAGCUUGGUUGAGCAGCUUGACAUUCUCAGUGUUUCUUUGAAAAGUUUCAUUCUGAUGAGCAUGUGGUGAGCAGCUUAUUGUAUUGAUUGUCUCGCAUUCUCACCUUUUGUUGAUGAAUUCUCUUAACAAAUAUAUUUAUAAAAGUGUUUCGAAAUAUGAUUAAAGGACUCAUCUACUAUCUUUGUCACUCCUUAUUUGUUUUAUUCAUAUGAAAAUAAGAGAGCAUUUGUAUACAUGUUUACUCACAAGUGGAAAAUUUCAAAAAAAGUUUGUAGUAGAUCGGAAGACUGUAAUCGGAUAACUGGGAUGUACUCGUUUUGGACAGAUCCUCUGCAGCUCUCUCUACUACUCACUCUCUAUCUCUCUCUUGGUUCUCUUCUGUCUCUUUCUCUUUUCCUCAUUUUAUUGGCCUCUGCACAUGCAACAACCGCAGGGAAUCCUUGUCCCAUUUUAUCUCAAUUUUUGUUAGCUACCCUUAACCUUUUGCUUUAGUUGGUUAAUCUGUUACCCGUUCUGCCUUUGCAAAAAAAAAAAC